ACAUGCAUUGUGUAAGAUAGCCUAAUCGACCAACUUUUUGUUCAUCGAAAAAAAAAAUUCAAGAGCUUUUCCAUCUCUCUUCCUCCACACUGCAGUCGAUCUGAGAAACUGAACACGAUCUUGGAGCAUCCAAAUUUCAACGAGCUUCAAUAUUUUCUCAGAUCCGAACCAGAAGAAACUAUGGCAUAUGCUUAUUCUCAACCUUGAAAAGUUCAUUGCUCUAGCCAUUUUAUAGGUCUGUAAUAGCUUCAAUCUCUGAUAUUGUGAUGUUAUUUCCGAUUUUGCUUGAACUUCAUGUUUAUUUUGCUGCGAUUGUGUUGCGUUUUCUUGUUUGCUAUGGAUUUCAAGGAAUUUAGUUUUUUUUUUACUUGUACGAUUAUGUGUUGUGAGAUUAGGGUUUUGAGGGAUCGAUCUUCGAGGAUUUGAGCGGAAUUAGGAUUUCACAUUGGUUUUAUAUGUUUUAGAGUACAAAGGUAAUUGAGGAACUAGUCAAAAUAUGAUUAAAUUUGGUUUAUUUGUCUAUUUCUUCAGCGAAAUUGGGUCUAUGUAAAUGCAAGAACUAUUGUUGUAAUGUGAUUAGUCAUGCUUGACUUUGUUAGUUUCUUUGUUUGAUUUGAAGUCUACUGAUUCCGUAUUGCUACUGGUUCUACAAAUGUUGGAUUUGUACCCAGCUUGAAUCAAAUGGAACUGUCUUGUUGUAUUCUCUAAUGGUGUAAUGAGUCUGAGUGCUACAUUGAAAAAAAAUCUGUGUUCUUUGAUAAUUUACAGGUUCUCCGAAUUUGGAGGUCCAGUUCACGAGCGACCUGUUGAAGAUUUGGCUUUUGCAGUUGCCCGUUUCAUACAAAGCGGUGGUUCAUACAUUUACUAUUACAUGUACCAUGGUGGAACCAACUUUAAACGAACAGCUGGCGUACCAUUCGUUACAACUAGUUAUGAUUAUGAUGCCCCAAUUGAUGAAUAUGGUGUUUGGUGUUGUUUUCAGCUGCACAGGUGCUGCUUCUUGCUGUUGCAGGGUGUGGGUUGUGCUCCUGAUGUGUGCAGGCUGUUCUGCAGGGAGUCCAGGUGCGUGCUGCAGUCAGGUCUACAGGGAGUGUGGUGUUCGAUUGCUGCUGUGUGUAAUCUUAUGUUGCGUACCCUUUUAUUGCAUUUGUUGUGUUUGGUUGUUAGGGAGUGGUCUGUACUCCUCUAACUUUUUCUGCUGUUUCAUUUAGAUACUUUUGUUCAUACCUUUUGGUAUUAAAUUUGUGUUUUGGAGAUAUAUA
Molecule: messenger RNA, 1262 nt
Organism: Spinacia oleracea (spinach)
Lineage: Eukaryota; Viridiplantae; Streptophyta; Magnoliopsida; Caryophyllales; Amaranthaceae
Product: beta-galactosidase 15-like
Exons: 4
Coding region: 716-1189 (157 amino acids)
Biological process (GO): carbohydrate metabolic process
Molecular function (GO): hydrolase activity, hydrolyzing O-glycosyl compounds
Source: RefSeq, a predicted model, not a curated record